Molecule: messenger RNA, 1707 nt
Organism: Candidozyma pseudohaemuli
Lineage: Eukaryota; Fungi; Ascomycota; Pichiomycetes; Serinales; Metschnikowiaceae
Exons: 1
Coding region: 1-1707 (568 amino acids)
Biological process (GO): proteolysis
Molecular function (GO): aspartic-type endopeptidase activity
Source: RefSeq, a predicted model, not a curated record
AUGAAGUUCGCCUACCUUCUUCCCGUGUUGGCUGGCAUUGCCCAGGCCACCGUUUUGCUUGACUUUGACAUCCUUAGAGGCAAGGAAGCUCAGCAGUUUGCAGAGCACCACCGCAUUCCAGCAAGGCAGGUUCCUGCCAGGCAGAAGAGAGACGACACCUUGAAUGUGCCCAUCUCGAACGAGGCCUAUUUCUACUUGACCACUUUGAAAGUUGGAUCGGGUAAGCAGGAGGUCCAGGUAUUGGUGGAUACCGGUUCGUCGGACCUCUGGUUCGCUACUUCUCCAUGUUCGGAGUCCCAAUUGUUUGGCUACAAGAGGGAUGUUGAAGAGAAGGAGGAGGAGGAAUCUGUUUCGGAGGCCCCCACGCCAACUUCGUCUGAGGAGAUCUACACUGGCUUCAUUUCCGGAGCCGACUCGUUGAUCCCCCAAUUCUCCUCGCUCGUUUCCUUCGAAUUGGCAAACAACCCAGUGGUUUCCUUGGGCGAAAACGCCUCAAACUACUACUACGCUACCGAGGCUUGCACGGCCUACGGCUCGUUUGCAACCGACUCCUCGGACUCUUUCAAAGCCAACAAGACCGAGCAGCCUUUCUACGUCUUGUACGGCGACAACUCGUAUGCGCUUGGCUACUGGGCCAACGACGACGUUGAAAUUGCUGGUCAGAACGUCGAAAGCCUUUCCUUCGGUGUGGCUCCUUACACUGACUCCGAUAUCGGUGUGUUGGGUAUCGGCUUGCCUGGUCUUGAGGGUACCGUGAGCAUUCGUCACCCCAACAGAUCGUACGAGUACGAGAACUUGCCAUUGCGUCUUAAGAACUUGGACAUCACCAAGGCCAAUGCCUAUUCCGUGUGGUUGGGCAAGAACAACGCUUCCAAAGGUGAGGUCCUUUUUGGCGGCUACGACACCUCCAGGUUCGAAGGCCCAUUGACCAAGUUGCCCAUCAUCAACGAGUACUACGCCUUGGGCGUUAAGAACCCCAUCAGAACCAAUGUCCUUUUGAACGGUAUCCACGGCGAAGGCUUCGAGGUGGACCAGGACAUUGUUGCACUUCUCGAUACCGGUACCACCUUGGCCUACUUGCCCCAGACCUACAUCGACCCGCUUGUGGAGAAAGCCGACGGUGUCUACUGGGACGAGGGAUACCAGUACAACGUUUCCUGCGACUUGCUCCACUCCGAAGAAGAGAUCAAGUUCAAGUUCAGCGGCAUCGACAUCAAGGUGCCCCUCAAGGACUUGAUAUACCCUAACGAGUUGGACGACUGGAGCGAGGGCUGUUUCUUGGGUGUUCUUGACGGCGGCAACGAGAGUGCCAUUUUGGGCGACGUCUUCCUCAGAAGCGCCUACGCCGUCUUUGACUUUGACAACUACGAGAUCGCCUUGGCCCAGGCUGCCGGUGAGGAAAAGAGAGAGAAGGAAGGUUCCCACGUUGUCACCAUCAGCGACGGCAUCCCCAGCGCCACCGCCGCUCCUCUUUACUCCUCGACCUUCUUGAGCGAUGUGUUGUUGAUCAACUCCACCAACAGCGAGUACUACUACUCCACGGCCACUCUUGACCACAUCACUGUGGCUGCGGAGUCCACUUCUGCCAACGGCACCAACGGAACGGGCCCUAGCCCAUGGUACCACAGCGAUUCUGGCUCCGGCAAGAUCAUGCCGUUUUUCGCUGUUGUUGCUGCCGCCGUCGGAGGUGCCUUGUCGUUUUUGUGA